UAUUUCCCGUAAUAAAUAUAUAAAUAUGGAUAAAUUUAGUAUUUUCAGUGUAAUUUUCUUAAUAUCCUUAUUGGAAUUCACCAAUGGCCUUUAUUUCCACAUUGGCGAAACGGAGACGAAAUGCUUCAUCGAAGAAAUACCGGAUGAUACAGACGUCAUAGUAAUUUACAAGGCAGAGCUCUAUAAUCCACGAAGUGGUGGUUUUAUGCCUUCAUCUCCAGGAAUUGGCAUGCAUAUUGAAGUUAAGGAUCCAGGUGACAAGCUUAUCUUGUCGAGAGUGUACAGGUCAGAAGGAAAGAUCUUUUUAACUUCUCAUACACCUGGUGAACAUGUCAUUUGCAUGUACGCCAACCAUACUGUUUGGAUCAAUGGAUCUCAGCUGCGUGUGCACUUGGACAUUUUAGUUGGUGAACAUACAAUCAACUAUGAUGCUGUAGUACAAAAGGAGAAACUAUCAGAAAUGCAAUUGAGGAUCAGGCAACUUUUGAAUCAAGUGGAGCAAAUCACCAAGGAACAAAAUUAUCAGAGAUAUCGUGAAGAGAGUUUCCGUCAGACCAGCGAAAGCACCAACUCUCGCAUUCUUUGGUGGUCGGUCACCCAAAUUGCUGUUCUCAUUGUGAUGGGAGCCUGGCAAAUGUUGGAGACUCCAAAAACGGUGGAGGAGGGAAAAAAAGAAGAGAAUCAGAUAAAAAUAACAGGUGAAGACAAAUUGGUAAUAAAAGGGUCGUACAAGCUUUCCCCGACUUACGAACUCCAGGACUUAGGAACAUAAUUCUAAAAGCUCUAACUUGUUACAAGGUGAUAUAUU
This is a messenger RNA of Nicrophorus vespilloides, 808 nucleotides long. Its product is annotated as transmembrane emp24 domain-containing protein eca-like. The transcript is spliced from 3 exons. Bases 26 to 772 code for a protein of 248 amino acids. Gene Ontology annotation, biological process: Golgi organization; intracellular protein transport; endoplasmic reticulum to Golgi vesicle-mediated transport. The record is from RefSeq and is a predicted model, not a curated record. Lineage: Eukaryota; Metazoa; Arthropoda; Insecta; Coleoptera; Silphidae. Gene Ontology annotation, cellular component: Golgi apparatus; endoplasmic reticulum; COPII-coated ER to Golgi transport vesicle.